Molecule: messenger RNA, 1794 nt
Organism: Bactrocera neohumeralis
Lineage: Eukaryota; Metazoa; Arthropoda; Insecta; Diptera; Tephritidae
Product: probable cytochrome P450 6a14
Exons: 2
Coding region: 201-1742 (513 amino acids)
Molecular function (GO): oxidoreductase activity, acting on paired donors, with incorporation or reduction of molecular oxygen; heme binding; iron ion binding
Source: RefSeq, a predicted model, not a curated record
UUUUUGUUGCCGGCUAAGAAAUAUUUAAUGCGCGCACUUUCAGCUUUUCUAGUCAGUGAGAUGAGUAUACAGCGCGAGCUUGAACAUUAAUUGUAUACUUAAUUUAAUAUCAAAUUAUUCGUGGGCAGCAAUGUUCUGAACAAAAUUCAGAAGCACUAAAAUCCAGUUCAAAAUACAUCAAAGAAACAAAUAAGCGCAGCAUGUUUGUCUUUUUGGCGCUCCUCGUCGCAGCAUUCGGACUGAUUGUAAUCGCACUACACCGUCACUACACCUAUUGGCAACGUCGCGGGGUACCGCAGGUGCGUCCCCGUUAUGUGGUGGGCAAUAUAGAGCGUGCUGCCGGCGGUCAAGUGCAGCUGCGACACUUUAACCAGCGGCUUUAUGUAGCGUUUAAGAAGCGACGUCCCUUUGUCGGCAUGUACAUCUUCUUCACACGCGCCGCGCUCAUACUCGAUUUGGAUGUGAUUAAGGACAUAUGUAUAAGCAAGUUUUCGAAUUUCCAAGAUCGUGGCGUUUUCUCGAAUCCACGCGAUGAUCCAUUGACUGGUCACCUAUUUCGUUUAGAGGGAGCACAGUGGCGCGCCAUGCGCAAUAAACUCACACCCGUAUUCUCUUCGGGCAAUAUGAAAUUCAUGUUCCCCACCGUGGUGAAGGUGGGUAACGAAUUGGUACACGCUUGUCACAAGGCAAUCGGCGAAAGUCGCCAGCAGUGCGAGCUCGAGUUGAAGGAGCUUUGUGCGCGCUACACUACUGAUGUUAUCGGCACUUGUGCCUUCGGCAUUGAGUGUAAUAGUCUACUUGACCCACAAGCUGAGUUUAGGCGUCGGGGUCAUGCCGUCUUUACCGAACCUCGCCACUCACAACUGGUGCAGACAUUCAUGUUGAUGAAUCCAGAUUGGGCGCGUCGUAUGCGGCUGAAAUUCUUUCCGGAUCACAUCAUACAGUUCUACAUAGAUGUGGUACGUCAGACCGUGGAGCUACGACAGCGUGAGCAUAUCAAACGCAAUGAUUUCAUGGACUUGUUGAUCGGCUUAAAGGCGGAGGAUGAGCGCUUAGCCUUGAACAGCGAUGGUAUUGAUCUAUCGCAGGGCUUGACUCUGCACCAAAUGGUAUCGCAGGCAUUUGUUUUCUUUGUAGCGGGGUUCGAUACAUCUUCAACAACCAUGUCGUUAUGCCUCUAUGAACUCGCGCUGAACGAGACCAUACAGGCGCGGGUGCGUGCUGAAAUCGUGCGCGUACUAAACGUGCACAACAACCAACUUACUUACGAGGCGUUGAACGAAAUGCAGUACCUCGACCAAGCAGUGGAUGAAACGCUGCGCAAAUACCCUGUCGUACCAUAUCUCGUGCGCAAAGCCAAAGCAGACUACUUGGUGCCCAAUACGAACGAAGUCAUUGAGAAGGGAUGCCUGGUGGUAUUACCCGCGCACGCCAUUCAACACGAUGAAGAACUUUACCCUGAACCAGAUAAAUUCAACCCGGACCGCUUCGAACCAGAGCUGUGUCGUGAACGCCACGCUGCCGCUUAUAUGCCUUUCGGUAUAGGUCCGCGCGCUUGUAUUGGAUUGCGUUUCGGCAAAAUGCAAGCUAAAAUUGGACUCAUAAAUUUACUAAAACACUUCAAAUUUAGUAAAUCCGCGAACACGCAGGUGCCAGUGCAAUUCAUCGAACGCAUAUUCCAAAUCACACCAGCCAGUGGCAUACACUUGAGAGUGGAGCCUGUGGACGGGGUGAAGCAAUAAAUUUUAGAAAUAAAUUUAAUCUUGUACUGGACAUGAUUGCAUUAACAAGAAA